Molecule: messenger RNA, 3495 nt
Organism: Achroia grisella
Lineage: Eukaryota; Metazoa; Arthropoda; Insecta; Lepidoptera; Pyralidae
Gene: ovo
Product: transcriptional regulator ovo-like
Exons: 4
Coding region: 205-2700 (831 amino acids)
Biological process (GO): regulation of transcription by RNA polymerase II; epidermal cell differentiation
Cellular component (GO): nucleus
Molecular function (GO): DNA-binding transcription factor activity, RNA polymerase II-specific; RNA polymerase II cis-regulatory region sequence-specific DNA binding
Source: RefSeq, a predicted model, not a curated record
GUCGCAGGCACCGCACGCUAGCUCUCAGUCCUUUCGCAGCGGCCAACGGUAUUGAAUGUGCCGCUACCUAAUACGUACCAAAUAAACAUUAACAACGCGAGGAAACUUGCCGUGAAGUGUGAUAUGAUGCUGACUUGUGAGUUUUAAAAGACAGUGACACAUACGAACAGAAGGAUCGAGUGCAGUGUACAAUAACGCCCAAAGAUGCCGAAGAUCUUCUUGAUUAAGAAGCGGCUGCAUGAGCAGCAACUGGGGUUGCAGGAAGGGCAGGAGCUUCUAUCUAGUAAAGCGGACCCCUUAUGCCCCGGCUCACCUCUUGACGAUGGCCCUAUACCGCUUCUCUCCAAAAAAGACAAGGACUGCGUUGAUCGAGACGUCUUUGGAGAGAAUAAUGGAACUAGAAGUGUACAAGAUAUACACACAAAAGAGCCAAUUAGAUUCAUUUCAUCAAUUCUUGGAGGUGGCAUUCCAUACGGCAGUCAUAGAGGACACGUUCUCACACAAGCAGAACGUAAACAAUAUUUACCAGUAGUUUCGGAAGAAAAGAAACCUGAUGACAGACCAUUAAUAAAAGAAGAGAAAGAUGCAUUAGACAAUGACCCUGUAGUCCUGCCAACUAGAAACACUCCUUCACCUGAAUCAGUACCUUCACCCAGCAUAGACAACAAUGUGACGUGUCAAAAGGUUUCUGUCAUUCAGAGAACACCAUCACAAUCUCAAUUUCGUGAUAAUAAGAAAGAAUUAUCAGAAGUGAGCAUUCCAUCAACACUCCCUACGCCAGAACCGGAACAAGAUCAACCGAUCGAUUACGUAAUAGCAAAAAAGCGUGGAGAGACAGAAGAUGAAGAAACGGAGAAAAAGAUAAGAGAACAAAGGAGAACCAGUAGUUCUAAAAUUGCUAACGGAAUUUUGGCUAGACCUGUGCUUGUUUUGCGAAAUUGUCCCGCUAAAGUUCCAGGCAUUAUCAAUGCCGCUGCAGGACACGGCAGGUCAACAGGUAGCAAUGGUUCCUCUAGUAGUUCUCAAAACAGUGGAAGCUCAGGUAGCUUCAGCUCUGGAAGUGGUAGUACUGCUCCUUCAUCGGGGGGAGGCGGAGCCAUUGGUGGAGGGUCAGGAAGCGGUGGCAAUGGUCGGGACGGUAGAUCUAACUAUGGACCCAACAGUCCACCUACGGGAAGUCUACCUCCUUUCUAUGAAACAUUAGGACCCUCUUCAAAAGGAGGACAAAAUUCUUUCAACGCCAAUAGUAAUUUCACUAACGAAUUCAAUAUUAUCAAUGGAUUCAAUAUGGACUGUGAAAACAAUGAAAAUUCUACAAAUUUCCCAGAACAAAGUAAACAAUAUUCGUUAAUGCAGAAUGCCCAUUACGGCUUAGCUCUAAAAGAUGAAGAAAUUGAUUAUGAAAAUAAAUUAGAAAAUUUAGGCGCAAUUAGCAACUAUCCAAAUAAUUUUGACGAUUCUAUGGUAGUAGAUAUGGGAGAUGAUGUCAUAGAUAAUUAUCAAUUCUCUACGACUUUAACGUUCUCAGGUACAAAUGAAGGAAUUUUAAGCAAUUUAUCAGACUCGACAGAAGACUUCGCAAAUUUGUUAAACAAUCAUGUUGAAUCUAUAACAGACUCGGAACUUAGAGAAUCAUCAUCAAUUACUCCGGACUCUGUACACAAUCCAUUAGACAUUGAAACUUUGGCAGAGCAGGUAAAUUUAAGUAGACAGUAUUAUGAAAAAGCCAAUUAUUUAGCAUUUGCCAGUCAAGAACAAAAUUCAUCUUAUAAUUUUGCUAAAGAUCGUCCAGAUUUACUGAUGCAAUUAAAUCCAGCAUUAUUACAACACAACGAGGGUCAAAUGCAACAGCUCCAAAUUCACGUUCAGUUUCAGCAAAGGCCACAAAUACUAUCUCCCGGAUUUCCAUUCACUAGUCACUCAUUAGAGUUGGACUCUCCUACUGGCGUGUCACUGCCUUCGCCUGGUGGGAACAAUUCUUUGGACAGUAACAAUCACAUCGAGAAUUCGUCACUCAGUCCUGCAGCUGCUGUAAGUCUCAAGAAAGGCUCUAUCAACGAGAGCAAAAUGCAAAUCUUGCAACAUAGGUUGGGUUUGCCUGCGGAACUACCAUUGGAAUUCAUCAAUGGUGGACACGGCGUAAAAAAUCCCCUGGCAACUGAAGCCAAUGCACGCCAACGCGAAGAAGAAAAAAAUAAACAAGUGUUAGUUAGCGAGGAUGAUCCUACCAAGUUCGUUUGCAGGGUGUGCUCAAAGAACUUUAGCUUACAGAGGCUUUUAAACCGACAUAUGAAAUGUCAUUCAGACGUGAAACGAUACUUAUGCACUUUCUGCGGUAAAGGAUUCAAUGAUACGUUUGAUUUGAAACGUCAUACCAGAACGCAUACUGGAGUCAGACCUUACAAAUGUAAUCUAUGCGAAAAAUCAUUCACGCAAAGAUGCUCACUAGAAUCGCACUGUUUAAAAGUCCAUGGUGUACAACAUACUUACGCUUACAAAGAAAGACGAACAAAGAUGUACGUGUGUGAAGAGUGCGGACAUACGACUUCUGAACCAGAGGAACACUACAUGCAUCUAAAGAAACAACAUCCAUACUCACCCGCGCUGCUGAAAUUCUACGACAAAAGACAUUUUAAAUUCACGAACGCAUCGUUCGCCAAUCAGCUACUUGGCCAGCUUCCCAUGCCGGUCCAUAAUUAGACAUAAUAUAAACAAAUUAAGAAAUCAAUCGGUAUUCAUGAAAAAUUACUCUCUAAUAUACUAAAACCGAUUACAGCAAAAUUAAAUUAAAUAAUUUAUUAUCAAUUACUCUGUAGAUACAAUGGAAUGAUGGGUACUUAAUUACGAAUUUAGUCCGUCCGAUUUAGUAAAAAUAAUGCAAAGUAUUGACUAUAGAGAUAGAGCCCCAGUGCAUUUCGCUAAAUUUGAAGUUAUGCACGCAGAAAUUUCUUCGUACGUAAUCUAUGUCUUCCAUAAAUGUAGACAUUCCGUUGUAAAACUACAUAAAUUUAACGGUUUAUAUUAAACUAUGGAACUGUCCAUCUUUUGUUCCCUUAUAUACCUUAAUUUUUAACAGUCAAUGUGAAAAAUAUCUUCGCCUACUCUUUAGGCAUGACUGCAAAAAUCAAAGUAUCGGGUAUUAUGUGCAAUCUUUGGUGAAGGUACGGGAUUAUCACUUAAGUAUAGUUGUAAGUUAGACUAUGACAGUUUAGCUUUAGCCUUAACGGAUAUCUCAUAAAAAUAUAAGUUUCAUUUCAAACCAGCUAGUGUUAAGAGAUUAUUAUGUCAAAUAAUAUUGGAUAAACGGAUGGUGCUAAAUUCUUUUAUUGCUGACUUGAAAUGAAGCGGCUAUGGAUCGGAUGACACUUCUUGUCCGAUCUAUAAAUUAUAUUAAUGUUCUCGAAGCAUUAAUAUAAAUUAACUCCACAAUAAGGAAUUUCUUUCCUCAUUUAGUGAUACUAGCUUCUAAUUGUUUCUCAAAAUAUUAACACAAAA